Molecule: messenger RNA, 853 nt
Organism: Anthonomus grandis grandis
Lineage: Eukaryota; Metazoa; Arthropoda; Insecta; Coleoptera; Curculionidae
Product: cuticle protein 7-like
Exons: 5
Coding region: 131-736 (201 amino acids)
Cellular component (GO): extracellular matrix
Source: RefSeq, a predicted model, not a curated record
GAAUUUGCGUUUUGGGAACCACGCAUCAGGUUCCAAGCGAAUAAGUAGAAGUGAGAACUUAAGUUGGACGUUAUUCGAUAAUUGUUUUUACUGCUAGAAAUAGUCGGGGAAAAAGUGGUUUGUGUCAAAUAUGUGUAAUUUAAAGCUACUUAUCGUCAUCAUAUCAACCCUUUUAACGCAAACAUUAGCAGGGAUUGUACAACCCAAAUAUACUAUAAGCGAUCCUCACUAUCAUCACAAAUACUCUUCAGAAGAAUCAGUAGAUUAUUAUUCUCCUCCAAAAUAUGCUUUUAAAUAUGGAGUCUCUGACCCUCACACCGGAGACCAUAAGACCCAAACCGAAAUAAGAGAUGGAGAAGUUGUUAAAGGUCAAUACUCUCUGGUAGAACCUGAUGGUUCUAUUAGGACUGUUAAUUACGUAGCAGAUCCUGUGAAUGGAUUUAAUGCGGUGGUGUCUAAAAGUGGCCCAAGUGUACACGAGGAACCCCAGCAACAUUUGGUACCAGAGAAGCCGAUUUAUGUUAAGCCCAAUUAUCCCGUAAAAACUGUAGAGCCAGUGGUUCAUUAUCAAAAACCAGUUGUAAAAUAUACACAAGCCAUAAUUCCAGACUAUCACCCUAAGCACCAACCACAAGCAGCUUACUACCCUACAGAAUAUCAGACAGCCUACGUGUAUCCAGAGAACUACAAUUUACACGAAUACUACAGCGAUGAUCUUCAUAAUAAAUACUAUUAAUAAUGUAAUUUUUAAAAAGUCACAUUGUAUAUACGUAUUUAUAGUCUUUAAUUGUAUAUUAAGCACAUACAGUUUUUAUACUAAUAAAUAUUCCAUUCCUAAUUAUAGGAAGGAAAA